AUGUCGAACAGAGUUAAAUGCAAUGCUAGGAUUUGCAUCAAAAGGGACACUGGUGGGGAUUUUGUGGUCUCAAUCUUUGUUGAGGAAUACACCCACAGCAUGUGCUCCAGGCCUUCAAACAUAUUCAUGCGGAUCAACCGGAAGCUCGAUGUGGCACAACAAGCAUUCCUUGCAAAUUGUAUUAAAGCUAAUGUCGGUGGUUCAGAAGGUUUCCGGCUAUACAAUGAGGCAGUGGGAUCGUUUGCUAACGUUGGUGCAACAACUAUGGAAUUCCAUAAUUUUAAACGAGACCUCCAAUCAUAUGUUGAUGAGAAGGAUGGAGAGAUGAUUAUUGCAAAAUUUAGACAGAAGCGCGAUGUUUGCGGGGACUUUUUCUUCAACAACCAUCUUAUUGACGAAGGCCAUCUUGACGUCUUUUUUUGGGCUGACCACGUCGGUCGUCAAAGUUUUAUGAGCUUUGGUGAUGUGAUUACUUUCGAUGCAACCUACGGUACGAACAGGUACAGUUUGGUGUUUGUACCUUUCACUGGGGUAGACAACCACAAACGAUGUAUUACAUUUAUUGCAGGGAUGGUAACUAGGGAGGACAUUGUUUCAUACGUGUGGGUUUUAGAGAGAUUUAAAGUUGCAAUGGGAAAGAGCCCCUUGUGCGUUGUUACUGAUCAAGACCCAGCUAUGAAGAUCGCUAUUGCUCGAGUACUGCCGGAGUCCCAGCACCACUAUUGUAUGUGGCACAUCAUGACCAAAGUUAGUGAGAAACUAGGCGGUGCAUUAGCGCAUGACGAGAUAUUCUGUAAUAAACUUAACAAUAUUGUGUGGAAUGAAACCAUUGUCAUUAGUGAGUUUGAGGCGCAAUGGCAAUCGUUAAUGGAAAAGCACAACCUAACAGGGCACCGGUGGUUUACAAAAUUAUACGCGGAGCGGGAGUUUUGGAUUCCUGUCUAUUUCUUAGACUUGCCCAUGAGUGGGUUGUUACGCACCACAUCCCGGUCAGAAGCAGAGAAUAGCGUGUAUGGGAAGAGCACCCGCCCGCACUGUAGUCUGGUUGAGUUCUACAUGCAAUUUGAAAGCGUCCUUGAAACACAACGCCAUACACAAGAUAAACUGAAUGCUGAGAGUGAGGGGUCCUUACCGGAACUCAAAACUCCUUCAGCAAUAGAGCGACACACAGCGCAGGUAUUCACCCUAACAAUUUUUUAUGAGCUCCAAAAAGCGAUUGAAUCUACAUAUUUUUACUGUGGGGUGGUAGGAAUCCGUGAAGAUAGGGGGGUGAUUUAUUACAACAUUAGAGGGAGCCACAAUGCUACCCAUACUGCUGAAUAUAAUCCGAUGGGGGUUAGUGAGUUGUGCAACUGCAAGUUGUUUGAAAGAUUAGGGUUGGUCUGUCAGCACAUGUUUUCGGUGUUCAAGGCUGCAUAG
Ipomoea nil (Japanese morning glory) is the source of this 1419-nucleotide messenger RNA. RefSeq names its product protein FAR1-RELATED SEQUENCE 5-like. The coding region runs from base 1 to 1419 and encodes 472 amino acids. NCBI's taxonomy places the organism in Eukaryota, Viridiplantae, Streptophyta, Magnoliopsida, Solanales, Convolvulaceae. The record is from RefSeq and is a predicted model, not a curated record. The transcript has 2 exons. Gene Ontology annotation, biological process: regulation of DNA-templated transcription.